GAACUCUGCCUGCAAGCACAAGGCUGCUGCGACAAUGGAGAAAAAGAUGGUUUAUUUAAAAAUGGAACGGGACAAAAUUAGACUCUCGGAAAACCCACUCAGCGGGUGAUUUUUAUCUUGAAUUAAUUUUUCCCCAUUUGCCUCGAAGGUGGCUUGCGAAUGACCGGGUGUCGGUACUCCAACGUUUGCCAGUGCCGGGUCAAGACGUGUUUUCCCGUAAUUAUUUCGUUGUUGUCGUCGUCGUCGUUGUCGCUUUUUUAUAUCGACAGAGACAAUCGCGUUCGAACCGACAGAUCCGGAGGGGACAAUUCCGAGAGGAAUUGAUUAGUCGAAUCAGAAGGAUAUUUAUUUUUCCUGAGCUCGGUGAAUGAAUGCCGCAGUGAUUGAAUUGGAAUUUUGAGGAGCAUCAGACUUCGGAGUGGUAGCUGUUUUUUUUUUUCGCUGACGGUUUACCGGGCGACCCGGAGAAAUGGAUAUCAAGGCGAAUCUCAUCGAAUGGAUGGAACUUUUGAAUGACAUGAUUCAAUUCCUGGAUGCAACCGCAUCGGCAGAAAUGUGCAACUCUCCGAGGAAAGCCAUUGCAACGAACGGUCGAGAACGACACCCACAAUGUGCCUCUGCUGCUUCUGCUGACGUGCUGAAAUGUGAGGAAAAAUGCGACUGGAGUCCCCUGGACCCAAAAGAGAGUGCCGAGUACAUGAAUAUUGUCAAUAAAAUAGAUGAAUCUCAUCGCCUUACGUUGAUACACAAAUGCAAUGCGGUGCUUGGAAAGCUGCACGAGUGGCUGUUGGCAGCCAUGCUAGAAUCGUCACUACAGCCACUGCUGAAGAAGGAAUUAGAUGGAGCGAAAGAUGACAAGGACGAGGAAAACUCAUAUCUGGAGAUGGGUGGUGUGGGACAUAAAAAUGAUAUUAAUUUAACUCAACCGACAGAUAAGAUUGACUCUUGUGAAAUUUCCGAAAAGGAUGAUGCUGUUGGUGGUUUCCUGGAAGUAGACUCAGCUGGCAAGAACGAAGCAGAACUCAACUUGGAAGAAAAUUGUUAUGAUUUUACAACCGAUAGAAGCCUGUACGAUGAUUGCUCUUCCGACAUGAAAUUGAAUAAUGUAGCGUGCGUAAUCCCAGUGGAUGAAGACGAUAGCAAGUGUCCCUUUAGUGGUUUACCAGCAGCUCAUCUACGCAUCAAGCAGUCCCCCAAGAGUGGAACUCUUUUCAGGCAUGAGAAACGACUGUUUUUUGAUCAGACGAAGAAGUUUUAUGUAGGGUUGUUAGAUCGUUGGCUUCUCUUGUAUAAUAACAGUAACGAACUCAAACCAGCUCAGUGUAUUCAUGUUAAAGACUUUAAAUUAGAUCUCAAUCUUAAUGACCAGUUCAACGAAAAACACCAAUUCCAUAUAAUUACUCAAAGCGAUUCGAAGGUUUGCUUUCUGUCACCAAGCUUCAAGGAGAUGAAUGAGUGGAUUGUGGCACUAGAGCAAAGUAUUCUAGUAAAAACCGAGAAUACGGCCACAAACAGUUCCAGGAAAUUGCCACUUCCUCCUACACCGGACGAUGAACCCGAUAAUAACUGUCUGGCAAGUAACAACCACGUGGAUCAUACCGACAGUAUCUACGAAGAGCCCCAACUUUUACACAAACAACAUGAACUGGUAGAACAGAGCCAACAACACGGUUACGACACUCCGAAGCCAUCCAUUGUCGAUGUUUGUCACCACAACCACCAAAGUCAACAGCACUCGAAAACAAGUCCAACUAAAAUAAUUAAUGACGUUCUGAUUUCUCCCACGACAACUCCCAGAGCAAACAAGUGUGAACCAAUUAGCCAUACGGUAGUGCCAACUGUUGCGACGAACUCCUCCUCAACCCCAACGACGCCUACUUCGACGACGCCAGUCAAAAGUUGGCUCUUUAAUCGUUUCCAUAAAUCAGCCUCCUCUGAUGGCAACGGAGCGCCGUCCUCUUUGGAGCAUUCUACGAAGCACACUCGCAAGGCGCACUCUUCCAAGAAGCUCUCCUUUCAACAGGAGCACAUAGUACCAGAUGUGAUUGCAAAACCGCCACCCGGUAGUCCGGCCAAAACUACUGGUAAUGCCAGCAAUAGUACCCGUACGGUUCCUUCGACGGCCGGAAAAGGAACGAAAAUAAAUAUGAUAAUUAGUCAACUGGAGGCCAACGGUCAAUUGAGCCUGCUGUCGAAAAGUUUAAACGACCCGACCAAGCGGAACACGUUGUGCGUGGACGACUAGCCUAGGUUAAAUAUGUGUAUAUGAUUGUACAGAAUUUUGAAUGAGUGUGAUUUUCCGGCUAAUAAAUCCAACAAUGGUGCU
Aedes aegypti (yellow fever mosquito) is the source of this 2326-nucleotide messenger RNA. RefSeq lists its product as uncharacterized. Bases 470 to 2245 code for a protein of 591 amino acids. Lineage: Eukaryota; Metazoa; Arthropoda; Insecta; Diptera; Culicidae. The record is from RefSeq and is a predicted model, not a curated record. The transcript is spliced from 2 exons.